UACAGCCUACUUCCUCCCCCUUCUCUCUCUCGAUUCACCAUUUCACUUCCGCAAUUGAUUGCUCCUCCUGGAUGCGGCAAAACCGCGCCUUUCUUGUUCUUCUGCUCUAGCUGCUUCUAGAGUCCGACGCGGUCGCGGGCGGAAAAUGGCAAUGAGGGCGAGGCUAGGGCGGUUGUGGGACGGAUCCGAGGAGAGAAACACUUCGUCGGAGACUAAGGGGAAGAGCGGCAGCCCCGGGCCGAAGCGUUUCCCCAUCAGGAUGAUCGUCGCCGUCUUGGUUGCCCUAUUUGUGCUGGUCUACUUCUACUCCAGCGGCACGAGCUUCAGUCGGAGUGAACGAGGAGUUGAUUCACAAUCUCUCAUAGAACGGAACUCUAAAGCACAAUCAGUUCCUACUACUACUAUCACACAACCCUCUGAAGUACAAUCAAGUCCUUCGGUUACAACACAACCAUCUGAGGCACAAUCAAUUCCUACUGCUACUGCUGCUGCUGCUGUUACAGAACCAUCUGAAGUAGAAUCAAGUCCUUCUACACAACCUUCCAAAGCACAAGCAGUCCCUAUUAAAUUGAACUGUCCAAAUGAAGCAGCACCCGUCUGCCAAAGAUCUUCUAGUCUAGCAUCUACUCUCUCCCUCAAAACACCCCAAUUAUCCCCUACUUGUCCUGAAUACUUUCGGUGGAUUCACGAGGACUUGCGCCCUUGGAAAUAUGAUGGAAUAACAAAGGAAUUAAUUGAAAGUGCUAAGAGUUUAGCAACCUUCCGUUUGGUGGUUCUUGACGGCCGAGUUUAUGUUGAGGAAUACUUUGGACAUUCAAUGGCAAGGAAUGUGUUCACCCUCUGGGGUAUCAUCCAGCUCAUUAACAGAUAUCCUGGGCGUGUACCUGAUCUUGAUCUCAUGUUCAACUGCAUGGACCAACCAUCUGUCAAGUCUGCUCAGUAUAGCCCAUCAACUCUGCCACCAGUCUUUCAUUAUUGCAAGGAUGAUCAGACAUCGGAUAUUCUCUUCCCCGACUGGUCCUUCUGGGGUUGGCCCGACACCAAUAUACAACCAUGGGCACCUUUGAUGGAGGAGAUGAAGCAAGCAAACGAAGAGAUGAAGUGGGUAGAUAGAGAGCCAUAUGCCUUUUGGAAGGGUAAUCCAACUAUGGGUGCCAAUAGGCAGGAGCUUCUACAGUGUAAUGUCACCAGGGAACAGGACUGGAAUGGUAGAAUCUAUACUCAGGAUUGGAGUCGCGAGGAAGAGCAAGGGUACCAGAGCUCAAACUUGGCUAAACAAUGCAACUAUAGAUACAGAAUUUAUGUAGAUGGUCUUGCAUGGUCAGUGAGCCAGAAGUAUGUAAUGGCAUGCGAUUCGCCCACAUUGUUUAUCGACACACCUUGGUAUGAGUUUUUCCAAAGAGGUCUCAUGCCAGGGCAUCACUACUGGCCUAUACCAGCGAACGAUAAGUGUAAAGCUAUCAAAUUUGCAGUUGACUGGGGUAAUAAGCACCAUAAGGAGGCACAAGCUAUGGGAAAAGCAAGCUUCAAAUUCUUCGAAGAAGAAGUGAAGAUGGAUUAUGUUUACGAUUACAUGUUGCACGUGCUCACCGACUAUGCCGAACUUUUAAGAUAUAAGCCUACCGUGCCAGAGAAAGCCACUGAGAUAUGCUUGGAAUCCAUGGCCUGUCCUGCACAAGACAAUGUCAAGAAAUUCAUGUUGGAGUCGAUGGAGAAAUCAACAGGUGUUUCGGAGCCAUGUAAAUUACCUCCGCCUUUCGCUCCAGAAGAACUCCGACAGCUGAAUGACAAGAAAGCCGAUGCAGUCAGGCAAGCGAUCAGCUGGCACCAAAAUGCUCGGGCAGAACGGAGAAGGAAGUUCUAGGCAGUUACGCAUGGAGCUUGAUCUAGACUGAAAUGUCGGAAAUUGUCGAGUUUCAUAAUAUACGGGCAAAAAUGGCGUGUUUCAUUUAAUGAAUCGGUCAAAUGAGUAUUUUUUUUAUAUAUAAAAAUUAUCAAAUGUACACUCCAUUAUCUUUUUUUUAUUCUGAAAGUAUUCCUAUAGCUAU
Messenger RNA from Zingiber officinale, 2048 nucleotides. RefSeq names its product O-glucosyltransferase rumi-like. The record is from RefSeq and is a predicted model, not a curated record. Bases 146 to 1864 code for a protein of 572 amino acids. The transcript has 6 exons. Lineage: Eukaryota; Viridiplantae; Streptophyta; Magnoliopsida; Zingiberales; Zingiberaceae.